Pararge aegeria (speckled wood butterfly) is the source of this 2075-nucleotide messenger RNA. It is a transcript of the gene Galt, whose product is annotated as probable galactose-1-phosphate uridylyltransferase. NCBI's taxonomy places the organism in Eukaryota, Metazoa, Arthropoda, Insecta, Lepidoptera, Nymphalidae. Bases 65 to 1117 code for a protein of 350 amino acids. Gene Ontology annotation, molecular function: zinc ion binding; UDP-glucose:hexose-1-phosphate uridylyltransferase activity. The record is from RefSeq and is a predicted model, not a curated record. Gene Ontology annotation, biological process: beta-D-galactose catabolic process via UDP-galactose, Leloir pathway. Gene Ontology annotation, cellular component: cytoplasm. The transcript is spliced from 8 exons.
CCUCUCCGUCGUAGGCCGAGGACGUCUCGUUAUAAUUCGCAGACCAUAACCCAAUCGCGACAAUAUGCAGGAGUUUGAAGCUACAGAGCACCAACACGUGAGGUACAACCCGCUGAAGGAUGAAUGGAUUCUGGUAUCCCCGCACCGCUGCAAACGACCCUGGAGCGGCCAGACCGAGCUGCCCCCAGAGGAACAGCCCCCGGACCCCAAUAACCCUCUGAGGGCUGGAGCUGUGCGGUCCAAUGGACAGAGAAACCCGAACUACACAUCAACGUACGUGUUCCCGAACGAUUUCCCAGCUCUCCUGGAGAGAGUGCCGGAGCCGCCAGCUCCAGACCAUCCCUUAUUCCAGGCGACGCAGGCCAAAGGAACUUGCAGAGUAAUGUGUUUCCACCCGGACUCUGCUAUGACAAUACCACUGAUGUCUGUUAAAGAAAUUCUGGCUGUUAUUGACGAAUGGAUCAACCAGUUACACGAGCUGGGUAGACGCUACACAUGGGUGCAAAUCUUCGAAAACAAGGGAGCAAUCAUGGGGUGUUCUAACCCCCAUCCCCACUGCCAAAUAUGGGCAUCCAGCUUCCUACCUAACGAGCCUAGGAUAAAGGAUAGGUGCCAAAAGGAAUUUUACACAAAGUACGGCAAACCUUUGCUAGUGGAUUAUUUGAAUCAGGAAAUGAUGAAGAAAGAAAGGAUAGUUCUCCAGAACUCCGAAUGGGUGGCCCUAGUCCCGUACUGGGCCGCUUGGCCUUAUGAGACGAUGGUGUUGCCCAUAAACAAUAGACCGCAGCGCAUGUCCGACCUCAACGACAACCAAAAGAUGGCGCUGGCUGAGAUAAUGAAACAACUCUGCACGAAAUAUGACAAUUUGUUCAACUGCAGCUUUCCCUACAGCAUGGGAUGGCAUGGUGCCCCUACAGGUUCGUCCAGGAAGCCAGGCGACGCCCCCCACUGGCUGUUCCACGGUAUUUACCUGCCGCCACUGCUGCGUUCGGCAACUGUGAAGAAGUUUAUGGUCGGCUACGAGAUGCUAGCCCAGCCCCAACGGGACUUGACUCCGGAGCAAGCUGCUGAAAGGCUGCGGGAAUGCGAUCACUUAGUUCACUACAAGAAUAAAUAGAUGCUAAAAAAUAGACAUAUUAAUAGUUGUAAUUUGGGUGUGCAAAAUCUGUAAACUAAAUUUACAAAUGUAAAAUUGGUUUUUGCCUGUCAAAAAAGGUUAUGAAAAUUGUUGUAACUGAAGGAUAUGUUAUUAUAGCUAAGUAUACUAUUUUAUUAUAUCUAAUUAAACAUCUAUGUUAAAUAGACAGCUGUAAAAUUUAUGACAUCUGUUUUUUUAUGUGCCAGAAAUGUUAAUAGUUUAAAAUAAGUUGUGCACAACUCUUAACUAAAUUAACAGGUGUAAAAAUAAUGUUAUCUCUGUCACAACGUUACCUUUCGAAAAGGAUGGUGAUAAUUUGAAUACAGCUUUAAAUGUAUGGUUCUUUUAUACAAAGUUGCGGCCCGCUGCCUCGAAGAAAUUGCUUAGAGUAAUAAGGCCGCCUUUGCAUGCUUUCAUUUUUAUAUUAUGUUAUCUGUAUCCUAUUAUGUUUUGCGUACAAUAAAGUGUUUCGUCUUCCCAUGUGGUGCAAAAAAUGCUAAUAAUGUUAAAUAAGGCGUGCACACCUUAAUUGACAGAUAUAAUUCCUGUUUUAGAAGAUGGCAUUACAGAGAGUUAAGAAAAGUCGGACUAGCAGAUUUAAAGAUUUUUUUACUAGUACUCAUUUAUACUGUAUGUAAUGCGCUCGUUUUUUUUUAUUUCUGACGUUUCUAGAAAAUGUAGGUUUCCAUGUUAAAAAUUUAAAAUUAAAAAAAAAAAUUAAUUUAUUCAGAUAAUAAUAGUGUCGUUUUAACUCUGUAUCUGUAUCACCAACGUUCUAGCCAAUAUUAGCAUUUAGCGCCAAUUUCCUGUUACAUGUUUUAUUAUCAUACGAAUUACGUAUCAUGUACUUAGACUUACGUAACUAGUUAGAUAAUAAUUUAUCGUAAUUGAAUUUUCUACCACAGUUGCUAAGGUACAUAAAUUAUUAUUUUUUCAA